AUGUACAGGAUUGUCCUGCUGGGAGACAGUGAAGCUGGGAAAAGGAGCCUAGAAAACAACAUGUUUGGAGAAGAUGCAUUUGUGGUUGACAACACUGAAUGCCAAACUAAGUCCAAAUCUCUCCAUGGAAGACGGAUUACCCUGAUCAACACUCCUGAUUUCUCUGGCCCAGGUAGAUCAGAGGAGGAGCUGAAGCCUGAAAUACUGAGGUGUGUCACUGAGUGCACUCCGGGGCCUCAUGCUUUUCUCAUUGUGCUCAAAGUGGGGAAAUCCACAGAGCAGCAGCAACAGAAGGCUGUUAUUGAGAAAAUAAGCCAUUAUUUCUCAGAGGAGGUUUUCAAAUAUGCUGCAGUUGUUUUUAUUCAGGAUGGACCAGACUCAGAUAAAAAGAAGAUCAAAGAGUUCAUAGAUCAGAAUAAAUAUCUGAAUGAUCUAAUGAGGAAAUGCAAGAGCCGAUACCACAUCAUUAAUAAAUACAACGGACAGGGUGACAAGAUCAGCAAUCAGUCCCAGGUUACAGAGCUGCUCAACACAAUAGACCAGAUAGUUGCAGAAAACAAAGAUUGGCGCUACACCAGCAAGAUGUUGCCACAAGGAGACACCCACAAUAAGGCUAACAACAGCAUCUCUGCAGACGCUCCAGACACAGGAAGAGCUGGAAGGCCAGCAGCAAAUGUGGAAUUAACAGUUAGAAGAUCCUUAGGUGAUGGUAGUGUACCAGAAUGGGUGAACAUUGACCUUGGGUGCUAA
Molecule: messenger RNA, 750 nt
Organism: Neolamprologus brichardi
Lineage: Eukaryota; Metazoa; Chordata; Actinopteri; Cichliformes; Cichlidae
Source: RefSeq, a predicted model, not a curated record